Messenger RNA from Eruca vesicaria subsp. sativa (arugula), 2373 nucleotides. Lineage: Eukaryota; Viridiplantae; Streptophyta; Magnoliopsida; Brassicales; Brassicaceae. The record is from the annotation of a GenBank genome assembly.
GAUAAAAUUCACGAGAGAAGGAAUCCAUAAUAACUACUUACAUGGUUAAUUAACAUAAAUUAAAAGGCGGGACCCAUUCUUAUUGGAGCGAAGAGGAAACCAACUCUCUCUAUUUCUCGAACAAUUCAUAAAUCAAAUAAUCACGCAUCAUCCUCCUCGUCAUCAACCAACUUCUUCUUCAUCAUGAAAGUAAAUUUCCCCGAACCUAAUCUUACUUUUCACCCUACUGAUUCUUCCCUCUCUCCCAUCUCCCUCAACUCUUGAAUCAAAUCUCGUCUCUCUCGUUUCUGAUUUUGUUUUUACCAAAUUGUCGCAAAUCAGAAAACCCUAGAGACCCAACCGUCUACCUACCGGCACCGACUCUCAGGCCCAUCUUUCAAUAUCCCUUUUCCCCUAACUUCCUUUUCUUUUUUUUUUUGGUUUUCUGUUAGUUUAUUUUUUUCCCGGGAAAUUUUUAUCACUUUUAUAUUUUUAAUUUUCUCUGUCAUGAUCAUUUAGCAUGAUCCUUUAUUAGGUUUCAUUGGGUCCGAUCUCUCUCUUUCCCCUUUCUCUCCCUCUUCCUCUCUUCGCAGACCCGAGUAAACCCUAGAAUCUCAAUUCCAUACUCUUUUCUUCACCUUUACUCUUUAAUCAUUCAACCUACGACUCUCUAGGGUUUACUUGGUCCAUCUUCUUUCCUUUUCUUCCCCCUGAAAAUUAAAAUAAAAAGUUUAAGUCUUUGGGUCCUUGUAAAUCAUGGCGUAUCAUUCGAUUCCGGGGGGCUCUGGGUUUCACUACUCGAAUUCUCCUUUUGGGGACACAACCUUCACCAAGGUCUUUGUUGGUGGCCUUGCCUGGGAGACUCAAAGCGACACUCUUCGUCGCCAUUUCGAACCCUUUGGUGAUAUCCUCGAGGCCGUUGUUAUCACCGAUAAGAACACUGGUCGUUCCAAAGGUUACGGCUUUGUGACUUUCAGAGAUCCAGAGGCUGCUAGGAGAGCCUGUGUUGAUCCAACACCUAUUAUAGAUGGCAGACGUGCGAAUUGUAAUCUCGCUUCCCUUGGGAGACCUAGGCUUCCAAUGCAGUAUGCGAUGAUACCCAAUAUUCCAGGACGGAUAAGACCUCCAUCCCCAUAUGUUGGUAGUGUGCCGGGUCCUCGCGGUUCACUUUUCGGAAGCCAUCCGUAUCAGCAACCACCUGCUUAUAGCUACCAGCAAGGAAUGAUGUACCCUUAUGGGGUUACACCGUAUGGACCUGAGUACAUGUACUCACAGUCUCAGGGAUUAUAUGGUCCUUACGCGGGGCAACAGUACCUUCAGAUUUAUGGAGUACCUGGUGCAGUUACCUCACCAGGCUACCAAUAUGGGCAAUUGAGUCAGAAUAUCCCAGGUUACACAUCGGUACAGGGUUAUUCAGUUCCAGGAAGUCAUAUUCAAUCCCCUUACCCUUCAGCUAUAGCAGGUCCUGCCCCAACGCAGCCCCAUGUCUUGGUCCAGACUCCUCAGCAUAUGCAGAGUAGCGGUUCUGAUCAAACAACAGGGUGAAAGCUAGAUCCACUUAAAUAAUCAUUGAAGAAGUUGCUACUCUGAGUAGUGGCAGGGUUCCUGUUUAAGCUUUCCGCAUUUUUUUAAUUUAUCAUAUUAAGGUCGUCGUAAGUAAAGUAGUCUUGCUCACUGAAGAAGUAAACAAAAGGGUAAAGGACAAUGGAAGUUUCAGGGUUGGUACUUCUGUUAUCAUAAGCCACUCGUCAUAUAUAUAUAUAUAUAUAUAUAUAUAUAUAUAUAUAUAUAUAUAUAAUGGUUUCACACUGGAAACAUGGGUUUUCGCUGGAAACUGGUAGAAGUAGUAAGCAUAUGGUGUACAAAGAAAAAAGCAUUUAUAUAUAGUAAAAAAGAAAAUACAAAUACAGAUGCAUAUAAGAUAGAAUGGUCGAAUCAAAAUCUGAUUCUUUUAGGUGGUUUUAAGUAGUCUUCGUACUAGACACUUUCUUAAGGCAUAAGGAGUGUUAGUAAGAAGAUUGUUAGGGUAGCUUUCUAUGUCCUCUUGAGUCGAGUCCUCUGCAUUGUAUAUAAAAGUAAUGUCUAUUAAGCUCACUUAGCUUCUGGUUUGUCUGUGCAUAAAUUUUAGCUCCAGGGAAUAUUUUAUUUUCCGUGUUUGUACAGUUUCUAGACUGAUAAAAUUGUUAUUCAGUAUCCUACUUAUUGUUUCAGUCUUUGACUCGACUCCAUCUUCUGCUGAAUUUCCUCUGUUUUUUUUUUGGCUCCAACAUCAUACUUUUCAUUCACCACAUUUUUAAACAACUCCAUUUUUGUCGUUAGAUCUUUGUUUAAAUCAUUUUGGACUUGAAACGCAAAAGAGACGCGUUAGAAAAAUGACCUACAUUAAUCAUUCAG